AUGUCCUUCUCUUUUUCUUUUCUUCUUGCUUCCCUGGACAUCAAUGACGCGGAAGAGCAGAGCGGAGGAGAGGAGAAAAAAGAGAAGGAGACAGAAAAUCACGACGGCAGAAGGGAGACGACAGGCAAGAUAAAAGGCGAGUAA
Messenger RNA from Trichophyton benhamiae CBS 112371, 144 nucleotides. RefSeq lists its product as uncharacterized. The transcript has a single exon. NCBI's taxonomy places the organism in Eukaryota, Fungi, Ascomycota, Eurotiomycetes, Onygenales, Arthrodermataceae. The record is from RefSeq and is a predicted model, not a curated record. Bases 1 to 144 code for a protein of 47 amino acids.